AUAAGCGCUCAAGCUAGCGCUCGUGUGUUGUAAGUCUAGACUCCUACACCGGUGCUUCGUCAUAAUUUCUUUUUUUAUUUUGACGUGAGGGUCCACGUAGGCACCCCUGCAUUGGAGAUGCCCUGAAGGCGCUCCCGCUCUCAAUUCCCUCAAAGAAAAAAAAAGUUGUGCGCUCUCAAAAUUCAAACAAAAUCUUCCCCAUUCUUCUCCGCCGCUCCGCUUUGUCGCUCUCCCCAUUCCCCGUUCAGUUCCGCCGCCGGGGAUGGUUCUGAUCGAGCGCACGCCGUGCGCGGGGGCAGCCCCCUUCAGUCCGCUCCAGAGAUCCACUCCUAGGGUUUCGCGGGAGGCGUCGCCGCCGUCCGACCCCAUCCUCCCGUACCUCAGGUCUAUCAAGAAGGCCAUUGAUGAGAUCAGGGCACACCCAGAAUGUUAUCAUGCAGCACUUGAACAGCUCAAGAUUUAUGUCACAGAGUGCAUUGAUAAGUAUGGGGACGAUUACCAGUACUCCACUGACCCCCGGCUCCUGAAGAUCUGGAUCCUCUAUGGGGAUGCAGUUUCUGAUUUUGACAAGGUGUAUACACAUUUGGAGGAUAAAAGAAUGUUCUUAGAGGAUGCACUGCUCUAUGAAUCAUAUGCACUGUUUCUGUGUGCUCAGGGGAGAGCGCUCGAGGCUGAUAAGGUCUAUGGGAUUGGUAUUUCCAGAAAAGCCGAGCCCCUUGAUCAUUUGAAGAAGAUGCAUAUCAACUUCUUAAAACAAUUGGAGGGUAUUGUAGAAGAAUCUGAUGAGGAUGCACAGCCCAAACCAUCUAAAAUACAAAAAAGGGAGUUUAGUGUGGUUGAUCCAUGGUCAGAUUCUACCAUGAGCAAUUUGCUAACGAAAAUUAAUGGUGGCCUCAAGAAGUUAACAGGCUAUCAUAAGAGCAACAAGAUCUACUCAGGAAAGGUGCCCCUAACUUCCUCACAUAAUGCUUUAAAAAAUAAAGUCGUCGAGUUAGGUGGCAGGAAAUAUCACAUCAAAGGUUCUUCUGGUACUGGUGCUUUUGCUAAAUUAUACAAAGCUAGUGUUGAUGGUAACACGGAAGAAAUAGUUGCUUUGAAGGUUCAAAAGCCUGCAUUUCCUUGGGAAUUUUACAUGUACCGCCAGCUUGAUAUGCGGAUAUCUGAUAUUCAGAGACCAAGCUAUGGCUAUGCACAUGAAGUGCAUGUCUUUGCUGACGUCAGUGUGCUAGUUUGCAAUUUCCUGCCAUAUGGAACUCUUCUGGACGCUAUAAAUUCCCAUUUAGUUGUUGGUCAGCACAUGGAUGAAGUUUUGUGCAUAUAUUACACUAUAGAGAUGUUGCACAUACUUGAAACUCUACAUAGUGUUGGCAUAAUCCAUGGUGAUUUCAAACCUGACAAUAUGCUUGUCUGCUAUCCAAGUGAAGAGAUCACAGACGAUACCUUCAGGAGCGAAACGAGAAGCGGGCAGAAUCAGGGGCUGUGUCUUAUUGACUGGGGCCGUGGCAUUGAUGUGAAUCUCUUCCCAGCCGGCACGGAGUUCCUUGGGGAUUGUGGAACCUCAGGGUUCAGUUGUAUCGAAAUGCAAGAAGAGAGAAGCUGGACAUAUCAAGUUGACACUUUUGGUCUGUGCGUGGUUGCACACAUGAUGCUGCACGGGGAAGAGAUGAGCAUCGUUAAGGUGGCCGGAACAGGUGGAAGCUACAUGUACCAACCGAAAUUGUCAUUUAAAAGGUACUGGAACAUUGCGCUGUGGAAGCAGCUCUUCACCACGCUGCUGAACCCGGGCUCCAACGGGAACCACGUAGGCGACCUCCGGAGCCUCCGGAGAUCGUUCCAGGAUUACAUGUGCAGCAACUAUCAGCUGCUGGUCAAGCUGAACCAGCUGCUGACAAAGCAGAAGGCCUCCCUGUGCUCAUCCUGAGGUGUGCAUUUCGUCGCCAGAAUGCCUCUGCGAUAUUUAUCUACUCUUCUACCUCCCUAUGUAUGUAUCUUGCCACAUCUCGUGGCCUUGUUGUAUCAUCUGAAAAUGAAAAUACACGCCCGUGUCAUGGUCUAACUAGUACUACUGCGCGUCACACUCAA
Molecule: messenger RNA, 2082 nt
Organism: Triticum dicoccoides
Lineage: Eukaryota; Viridiplantae; Streptophyta; Magnoliopsida; Poales; Poaceae
Product: mitotic checkpoint serine/threonine-protein kinase BUB1-like
Exons: 14
Coding region: 263-1921 (552 amino acids)
Biological process (GO): meiotic sister chromatid cohesion, centromeric; mitotic spindle assembly checkpoint signaling; protein phosphorylation
Molecular function (GO): ATP binding; protein kinase activity
Source: RefSeq, a predicted model, not a curated record